AUGGCUGAAGAAAAGUCUCUCAACGACCCAUCCGUCCCUGGCAGCGAUUCAGGCCAACAAGAAGGGGGAGUCCCGCCUGUCGACCAUGUGGAACGAAUCAAGACAGCAGAGAAAGUCGAAGGACACCCUGGAUACUAUGAGAAGGAUGGCCUUCGGACUUAUGGCGACGGCGUGGAUCACGAUCAUGAACCUCCUUGGACGGUUCGACGGAUCUUGAGUCUGGUGGCCAUGGCUUUCCUGUGGACCGGUUCACAAAUCCCAACCUAUUUCAUGGGCGCAAUCCCCCCUCUCAUUUACAGAGACAUCGGAGGCGUGCACAACUGGACCUGGUAUAUUCUGGCCUACCUGCUCGCUCUUGCAGCCGUGUGUCCGUUUGUCGGCUCGCUUUCGGACCUACUUGGCCGAAGGUAUGUUGCAUUGUUAGGGUCAGGGUUUUUGGUGAUUGCCAUGAUCAUUUGCGGCACAGCUCAGGGCAUGCACCAGUUCAUUGCUGGCAUGGCAGUAUCCGGCGCCGGGGCAGGGAUUUGCGAACUGACCUGUCUUGCUGGCACGGCGGAACUGGCGCCGACUCGUAAACGCGGCCAGUACGUGGCUAUUCUCGUGGCGACCAUCAUUCCAUUCUGUCCUUCGGCGCUGUAUGCCCAAGUCAUUGCCGGCUAUUCCUCCUGGAGAUACUGCUGUCUAGUGUGCGGAGUCUGGGCCCUGAUCGGCCUCGUCGGGGUUCUUGUCUUCUACUUCCCUCCUCCACGGCCGAACUCGCGCGGACUGACCAAACGAGAAAUCAUCGGCGAGAUCGAUUUCGUCGGAGGCUUCCUCAGUAUCUCCGGCAGCAUCAUCUUCCUGGCCGGGCUUGAAUGGGGAGGCUACCAGUACGACUGGGAGAGCGCGCAUGUGUUGGCCCCGUUGAUCAUUGGGUUUUUCUUGUUGUUUGUCGCCUUCCCGAUCUGGGAGAUCAAAUUCGCAAAGUUCCCCAUGUUUCCGUCGCGAAUGAAGAAGGAGGCGCGCGUGCUGACGCUGACGCUGAUCAUCACCGCCAUCUCCGGCGCCAAUUUCUUCUGUAUCCUCAUGUUUUGGCCUACCCAGGCAUUCAACGUCUACGGGCAUGAUCCGGUUGGGGUCGGCGUCAGGACUCUGCCCGUCGCAUUUGCCAUCCUUGGAGGCUGUGUGAUUGUGCUAGCACUAUUGUCACUGCUGCGAGGCCACAUCCGCGAGUUACUCCUCGUGUCUUCCAUCUUGAUGACGGCCGGGAGCGGGUCGCUGGCCGUGGCGAAUCCGCACAACAUCCACCAGGUGUACGGGAUCCUGGUGGUGGCGGGCCUUGGGAUCGGCGGCAUUGUGGUUCCCGCGUCCAUCAUCACCACCAUCAUCUGCCCGGACGACAUCAUCGCGACCGUGACGGCCCUGACCAUGUCGGUGAGGGUGUUGGGCGGCGGCACCGGCUACACCAUCUACUACAACGUCUUUGUCAACAAGUUCAAGAAAAAGGUUCUCGCCGACGUCGGCGGCAUCAUGGUCGGCGAGAUGGGUUUCACCAAUCCCUACGACGUCCUGGCUGCCAUCGGCGCCACCGCCUCGUCGUUGCUCGAGGACCUGCACCAGAUCCCGGGAAUCGCCGGCAACGAGACCGCCUAUCAGCUCGUCGUCGCCGCCGGCCAGACCGCCUUUGCCGACAGUUACAAGUGGGUCUAUCUGGUGUCCAUCGCCUUUGGCGGCGUCGCCAUCAUCUGCUCCUUGUUCCUCGGCAAUAUCGACAAAUACAUGGACGACCACGUCGCCGUAGUCAUGUAG
This is a messenger RNA of Capronia epimyces CBS 606.96, 1788 nucleotides long. RefSeq lists its product as uncharacterized. The coding region runs from base 1 to 1788 and encodes 595 amino acids. Gene Ontology annotation, biological process: coenzyme A metabolic process; transmembrane transport. Gene Ontology annotation, molecular function: hydroxymethylglutaryl-CoA reductase (NADPH) activity; transmembrane transporter activity. The record is from RefSeq and is a predicted model, not a curated record. The transcript has 4 exons. NCBI's taxonomy places the organism in Eukaryota, Fungi, Ascomycota, Eurotiomycetes, Chaetothyriales, Herpotrichiellaceae.